Molecule: messenger RNA, 2066 nt
Organism: Cylas formicarius (sweet potato weevil)
Lineage: Eukaryota; Metazoa; Arthropoda; Insecta; Coleoptera; Brentidae
Product: potassium/sodium hyperpolarization-activated cyclic nucleotide-gated channel 2-like
Exons: 9
Coding region: 256-1896 (546 amino acids)
Source: RefSeq, a predicted model, not a curated record
AAAGAAUAUUAAUAACAAACACACAUCAAUGAAGGCAUUAAUAUUUACAUAGAUAUGAAUAUAUUUUCUAUAGUUAUAGGACAAAACUAAGAAAAUGUUGCAAAUUACGCCAAAUUUUUGUCGAAACUAGUAAAGCUAUGUUUACAUCCGGCAAUGCAGUAACCGUAUUACGAGCUAGGGAACCCGAACUUAUGAAGAGUAAAAUCAAGUAAAAAUUCAAUAUCGGUCAUCAAUAAAAGUCACUUUGACGUUACAAUGUUUCGGCACGAAAAUCGUAAGAAAGCUAGAGGUUCCAGAAAAUUAUCUACCUAUUUCAACUACCUUCAAGAGAGAUGGGGAAAGUCGGAGGUUAUUCAGCACGUAUGCAAUUUAGCGGACCAACAGAAACAGACCGAAAUAGUAAACGAAAUCAUCGACAGUGGUAUUUUUAUCAAUGCGAGAAGGAAAUUUAGGAAGUUAUUUAUGAUCAGCCAGAGGCAUCCGUAUACGCCUAGAAUUUUCAGAUCCAAAACCGAGAUUCGCCAGGAAGAAGUCCGACAUUUAGUGUUGUACAAGUUCAUGAUGCAUCCGUUCAGCGUAGGAUGUUUAUACUGGGAUUUUUUCUACGCCGCCGCACUUUUGGUUUACUACUGUAUUAUUUUGCCAAAAGAUUUUGUUUUGGUACGGUUUUACGUUGAAAUAAAGUGGGCUAAAUUUGCAUUCGAUCUAAUUACGAGCAUCGAUAUAUUCCUCAACCUCUUUCGUGGAUAUUACGACCGCAAUAAGGUGAAGGUAAUUAUGAAGCCUAGGAAAGUUGCAAUACAUUACUUGACAACGUAUUUCGCAUGGGAUGUGUUAUCCUGUGUGCCAUCUUACUUAAUUUACUGGUAUAUAACCGCCAGAGGCCCAAGUCCAAUUGGAUUGACGAAGUGGCUGAGCUUAUUUAAAUUAUGCCGAGUACCAACCGUGGAAGCUAGCAUGGAAAAAUAUAAAUUUUACGCAGGAUAUUCCUCCACUUCGUUCGAGAUAUCAAAAUUGAUUUUCCGCGUAUACAUUUGCAUAUUAUUCUUCAUAAGCCUAAUAUGCUUUAUAAAGCAAUACAAAUAUACCAAUUUGUAUAUAUCCAGGCAUGAAGAUUUAAUUGGCGCCCUAGAAAAUAUGUAUUACACUGUGACGCUAACGUUUGGAGUGGGUUACAUGAGAAAGUCAGAAAACUCUUUCGAAGCUGUCGCAGCUAUAGUUAUUUUAAUGAUAGGCAUACUGUUGCGACUGUAUGUCAUAUCCCGAAUUUACAUUCUUUGGCAAAGAUUCGUGAUCACUUCGGAUAUGAGCGAGGACUUGUCGCAACAGCUUCACUCGUUCAUGAAAUACAAAGCUUUACCGGUAGAUUUGCGAGCUGAACUGCACAGCUAUUUCGAUUUUCGAUUUCAAAAGCAGUUCUUCAACGACGCGAAGAUAUUAGAUAUGUUCUCGUUUAAUUUGCGACAGGAAAUUCCAAAAUUUAAGUUACAAACAUGCAUUGUGGACGUGCAGUAUAUGAGAAUAAUGCCCAGUCACGUGUUGAAUAUCGUUGUCGCCAGCAUGAAGCGAAAAUACUAUAUGCCGGGAGAUGUCAUCUUCAAACCGUCUCCCCAAGGAGAAAAUUUUUAUUAUAUACGAAUUGGCACCACUGCAUUGUUCGAUGAGAAUGGUUCAGAGGUUUGUCAUUUAGAAGAUGGUCAGAACUACGGCGCAUGUGCGGCAGUUUUAGGUGAAGUACGCAAGAUGACUCUUGUGGCUGUGUCUCCUUGUGAAGUGUUCAUGCUACGAAAACGGGAGCUUAUGAGAGCUUUAGAUCCAUUUCCGGAAUUAAAAGACUACGUCGUUGAAAUGGCUCUGAAAAUGCUCAAAGAGAACGCCAAGACCUUUUCAUUUUAGUGCAACAUAUUUUUUUUAUCGCACAUUUCUCUAAAUAGAUGUUUGUAGGAUUUCAUUAAUUGUUAUUGAAUGUAUUACAAAUAUGGCCUUUUAUAAACUAAAUAUACCUAGAGCAGAGAAAACCAUGCGACGGUUAAGUGGUUUAAAAAUUUGUCCAACAUAUCUUUAUC